This is a messenger RNA of Zootermopsis nevadensis, 3274 nucleotides long. RefSeq names its product short coiled-coil protein homolog. The record is from RefSeq and is a predicted model, not a curated record. Lineage: Eukaryota; Metazoa; Arthropoda; Insecta; Blattodea; Termopsidae. Gene Ontology annotation, cellular component: trans-Golgi network.
UGUAUGUGACAAAUUUUUAGUGGUGUUUAUAGUGUUAGAGUUGCAGCAGUAUGCCACAAUUCAUAUAUAUUAAAGUGGCCUGUGUAAGUAAAAUUAGGUCUAACUAAAAGUUUAGAAGCAAAUGCUCACCAGUCAUUGGUUAUAAUCACAAAUAAUUUUCCUCUCAGAUAUUUAGGUUUGUAGAUUAAAUAUUUAUUGGUGAUGAAAGUUGUUUCCAUGGUUAUGGGAAUCAGGUCUCUGGGAACAACAGAUGCAGAAGAAAGACGAACAGGUGUAAAGUGUGCAGUCCCUUUUUGCAGACUGCAGUUGUCUCUGAGCCUGCACCUUCCAGCAAAUAUGGCUGUAAUGAUGGCGGGAGCCAAGAUUCAGGAAGACAUGAACAAUAUUCCACUGGCAGAUGAUGACCCUCAAGUUAUCAUUCAAGAUGAUACUGAAGUGACAGACAUGUCUCAUACAUCAGAAUCUAUGAUACGUGGUCGUAGCUUAGAUUCUAUCCCGUCAACCUUUACAAAUGGCAGUAGCAGUCCAGGACCAAAUAGUUUAGAUCCGGAUAUCAGUCCUGAUGAACAGGAAGAGAAAGCUCGGUUGAUUUCUCAGGUGCUGGAACUGCAAAACACAUUGGAUGACUUGUCACAGCGAGUUGACAGUGUGAAGGAAGAAAACUUGAAAUUACGUUCAGAGAACCAGGUUUUGGGGCAGUACAUUGAAAAUCUGAUGUCAGCCUCCAGUGUCUUUCAGUCUACCUCACCCAAGACUAAGAAGAAGUGAACUAAAUAUUUUACAGUUGUUGCACCCCCUUCCCUCUAGAGUUUAUUCAGAGCAAACAAGGGGACUGGUGGGUGAAUCAUGAUGCUUUUCUCUGAUUUUUUAUUUCCAGUAGCCUCUGUGAUAUAAGUUAUUUAAUAAGGAAGUUUUUGCAUUCUCUUCUCUUGCCACUGCCUGAGACAGCAUUUCUCACUGCAAAAAUUCCCUCUUUACAUAUUUGACUUCUAACAUAUGGCAAAUACAGUGAUAAGGAGCUUUAUUUACGUUACUUGUAGUUAAUAUUUAUAAGCAGUCAUUGAAUUUUAGUACCACAAUGUUAAGAAUGUUAGGUGUGCCUUUUUAAUUAGAAUAUAUACUUUUUAAGUGUUAUAACUUCUUCUGUUUUUAAUAAAUAGCUCAUUCCAGCCAUCAGCUUCAUAUAUACAGGUUGCUUUAGCACCACUGGGGUUAUUUUACUCACUAUUAUAUUUUUUCCUUUAUAUUUAUUCUAAGAUACAUUUAAAUUUACAGACAGAAACUGGUUUAUGUGAACCAUUUUAGCAGCUUUGAGAAGAUAUAGUACAGUGAUAUAGUAGUGCUAUUAGAACACUUUUCUUUAUAAAAGAACCAUGUAUAAAAUACCUCACACUUGGGGACAACAUUACACAGACAUGCACAUUACCAUAUGAACAGCCAUAGUGUUUUACAUGGGCUUUACACACGUCUUAAGGUCAUCAUUGGCACUUGAAUUUACAAAACCAAAAAAGCAGCAUACAUAUUGUUACAGCAUUAUACCUCACAUCAGUGACUGCAGAUUUCACAAAACUUCUUCGCAAUGUUCUUGGUCCGUUAUGAAUUCUAACAUUGUUAUACAUUUGACGUCUGAGAUAAGUUCAGUAGCAGGCCAUGAGAAUGUGUAUGUUGAAUGACCUGUCACUUUUAAAAAUCUAACUUCCCGCUUGUUACAAGAUACUACUCUGGUAAUUUGUCCAAUAAAAUGCAUCACAGUAUUCUUGGAAGAAAAUUUCACUACAAUCCAUUGAUCUGUAGUAAAAUGUUUUUUCAGUUUGCAGCCAUGGAAGUUGGACUGUUGGUUGUCACAUAAAUUACUGUGAUCCUCAUUGUUACUAGCAUGUCAAAUAUUAUGUGUAGUAGAGGCUCUACCAGUAGGAGUCUUAUGUGUUAGCUUCACUGUUUCAUGUGGUUGAGGGUCCAGCAAACACACUGUAUAAUGUGCAGUGAGUGGUUUAUGGGGCUGAGCAGCAACUGUCUUUUCUUUUGGUAUCUACAUUUUUAAGAAGGCUGUGACAUCCUCGAAGGUGGUCUAAUACUUCCUGUUCAGCUACAUCUUUGCUGUCCUGGAGAGACGAAAUCUGGAAGGCAUUUCAGAGCUUGCUGUCCGCUUAAAGGACAUUAACUCUGAAACCAGCUGCAAGAUUUUUUUAAAAAAAAGAAAUAGCUCUUAGAAGUUCUGUCAGCUUAGAGGGAAAUUUAUCAAUUGACAGUGAGUCAGUCUUUUGAAGACAUAGUUUGAAGUCAGACAGGGUAUGCCUCCAGGCUCUUUUCAGGGGUCUGAAGGAUAGUGUCUAAAGCCUGGAUGAGGUGAGUUGGAUUUUGAGACAGUAUUAUAUGAUGUGAACAGACAUUGACAUUGAAAUGAGAAGAGUCCUGUCAUAACGUUUGGGCCCUUCAAUUUUUCAAACCUGGGAGCUUUUCCUCUGUUUCUUCAGCAUAAUUUUCUGUACUAUGUGCAAAGUCUGAUUUAUCUACUGGAAACAUUCCGUUACGUACAGCCUAUACUGCACUGUCAACAUCGUUGUUGGUGUAUUCACCAUAUUUUCAAGCUCUGGGUUGCUGAAUGUGGUGUGGUUUAUGUUUUCAUAGAUAUUUACUCUGCAACAUUAUGAAAAAUCAGUCAAAUUUGCUUUCUGUAUGCAAUACAUUCUUAUUUUGUGCUCUUGCUUGGUCUUAUAAAAAGUAACCAUUCCGAGAGUAAGUUUGGCAUCUCUGAUUAUUUUAAUCCAUCCUAGGCAUGUAACUGACCCACAGCAAACAUUUAUUACCAUUUCUUGUCUCUUAAAGCAAUGUACAAACACAUAAUGAAAUGAACAGAGUUGUUACAAGUCAACUGUCUUAUCCAGCUGGAAGUUUUUAUACAUCAUAAUACAACAGAAAAUACAUGAAAUUUGAUACAACAUCCAAGGAAAUGUGCUAAUACAAUAACACAAAUUAUUUUCUUCUCUUUCAUUAUGUCUCUCCCACAUGGAGUUAGCGUUGUUACUCUGUGUGUUUUUCUGGAAAGUGUAUGUGAAGUUACCCAGCUUGUGUAAAGUAACCCUAGAUGAGGUACCUCAAUUUGUGUACUGCGUCUUGAAAUAUAAAUUAAUCAAACAAGGAAUAUAUUUAUCUACAAUAUUAUUGGAUCAUAGUCACAUACGGUUUUUGGAUGGUAAACCAGUUGAACAGUGCUGUAAUAAUUUUGUAUAUUGUCUUUGUUUCUGUUUAUGAAUAUAUGUAUAAUUAUAAGUUC